Messenger RNA from Megalobrama amblycephala (Wuchang bream), 4403 nucleotides. It is a transcript of the gene lrrc8c, whose product is annotated as leucine rich repeat containing 8 VRAC subunit C. The record is from RefSeq and is a predicted model, not a curated record. Gene Ontology annotation, molecular function: protein binding. Lineage: Eukaryota; Metazoa; Chordata; Actinopteri; Cypriniformes; Xenocyprididae. The transcript has 3 exons. Bases 250 to 2628 code for a protein of 792 amino acids.
GGGUCAUGGACAGAUGUAGCACGACACAACACACGCAAAAUCUAAACGGAAAGUGAGAAAGGCGGUUCUGGGAGCGCUAUUGUGUCUCUCGUUUACCCAUGUACUGAAGUCCCGCCCAGGCAGCUCAGCCUAUAGCAGUUGGAGGACAGAAGAGACUGAGAAGAACCGCAGCCACAAGGACAUGCUAUAGUCCCCGCUAGAAUCUUCAGCUGUAGACGGAGAACGCACCUUCAAUUCAGUUAAAGGAGGAUGAUUCCAGUGACCGAAUUCCGGCAGUUCACGGAACAGCAACCAGCUUUCCGGGUUCUGAAGCCUUGGUGGGAUGUGUUCACAGACUACCUUUCUGUGGUCAUGCUCAUGAUAGGUGUGUUUGGAUGCACUCUGCAGGUGAUGCAGGACAAAAUCAUAUGCCUUCCUCAAAGGACGUUCUCACCAAACCAGACAGAGCUGAUGUGCCCACCUCCUUCCACAAAUCAUGUAGCGCUAGUGCCUGUCCAUGAGUUGAAAGGACUGAAGACCAACUUGGAUAUUCAGCAGUAUAACUACAUAAACCAAAUGUGCUACGAAAAGGCACUUCAUUGGUAUGCCAAGUACUUUCCUUACCUGGUUCUCAUACAUACCCUAAUUUUCAUGGUGUGCAGCAAUUUCUGGUUCAAGUUUCCUGGCUCCAGCUCUAAAAUUGAGCACUUUAUAUCCAUCCUGGGAAAGUGUUUUGACUCUCCAUGGACUACGAGAGCACUGUCAGAAGUGUCUGGGGAGAAUCCUGAGGAGAAGGACAACAAGAAGAACAGUGCCAGUAGGUCAAACCUUGAUACUCCAAUUGUAGAGGGCAACCUGGAGAAGACUCAGUCUUUAAGAUCAAUUCCUGAAAAGAUUGUUGUUGACAAGCCAGCAGCAAGUGUCCUUGACAAGAAGGAAGGAGAGCAAGCCAAGGCCUUGUUUGAGAAGGUCAAAAAAUUCCGCCUACAUGUGGAGGAGGGUGAUAUAUUAUAUAUGAUGUAUGUCCGUCAGACUGUUGUAAAAGUGCUCAAGUUUAUCCUUAUAAUUGCGUACAACAGUGCUCUGGUGUCAAAGGUUAGGUUUAAUGUUACCUGUACUGAGAACAUGCAGGACAUGACGGGUUACCGGUACUUCUGUUGCAAUCAUACUAUGGCCCACUUGUUCUCUAAGCUCUCCUACUGUUAUUUGUGUUUUGUUGGGGUUUAUGGACUCACAUGCCUUUAUACAUCCUACUGGCUGUUCUAUAUUUCUCUCAAGGAGUACUCCUUUGAAUAUGUUAGGCAAGAGACUGGAAUUGAUGACAUCCCAGAUGUAAAGAACGACUUUGCUUUCAUGUUGCACAUGAUUGAUCAGUAUGAUCCCCUAUAUUCCAAGAGAUUUGCAGUGUUUCUGUCAGAGGUGAGUGAAAACAAGCUGAAACAGCUCAACCUUAACCAUGAGUGGACUGCUGACAAGCUUCGGCAGAAGCUGCAAACCAACAGCAAUAACAGGCUAGAACUUCAACUCUUCAUGCUGUCUGGUCUCCCAGAUACCAUCUUUGAGGUGACAGAGCUGCAGUCUUUGAAGCUUGAGAUCAUUAAUAAUGUUACCAUACCAGCAGCCAUUGCCCAACUAGAGGAUCUCCAGGAGCUUUCCCUUUACCAGUGCUCACUCAAGAUCCACAGUGCAGCCACCUCGUUCCUCAAGGAGAACUUGAAGGUGUUGCGAGUGAAGUUUGAUGAUGGCCGUGAACUUCCACAGUGGUUGUAUGUGUUGCGGAACUUGGAAGAGCUCCAUCUGAUUGGUUCUCUGAGUUCUGAUGCGUCAAAGAACGUAACCUUGGACUCUUUACGAGAGCUCAAAGCGCUGAAGACCCUGGCACUCAAGAGCAACUUCACCAAGAUCCCUCAGUCCAUCGUGGAUGUGGCCAGCCAUCUACAACGCCUCUGUAUUUGCAAUGAUGGCACCAAGCUGGUCAUGCUUAACAACCUGAAAAAGAUGGUGAAUCUAAUAGAACUUGAGUUGGUGCACUGCGACCUUGAACGCAUACCACAUGCCAUUUUCAGCCUGACUAAUCUGCAGACAUUGGAUCUGAAGGAGAACAAUCUACGCUCCAUUGAAGAGAUCCUCAGCUUCCAGCACCUCCGUAAGCUGACCAGUCUAAAGCUUUGGCACAACGCCAUCACUUUUAUACCUGAACACAUAAAAAAACUCGGGAGCUUGGAGCGCCUCUACUUUAGCCAUAACAAGAUCGAGAUCCUACCUUCACACUUGUUCCUCUGCAACAAACUGCGCUACCUCGAUCUUUCCAACAAUGACAUCCGUUUUAUUCCACCAGAGAUAGGCGUUCUACAGAGCCUUCAAUACUUCUCUGUCAGUUGUAACAAAAUCGAAAAUAUUCCUGAUGAGCUCUUCUUUUGUAAGAAGCUCAAGACUUUGAAGCUUGGCAGAAACAUGCUGUCUGUCCUUUCACCAAAGAUUUCUUUCCUAGGUGUACUGACUCACUUGGAGUUAAAGGGUAAUCAUUUUGAGUUCUUACCAGCUGAACUUGGCUCUUGUCGCGCCUUAAAGCGCAAUGGACUUGUUGUAGAAGACGUGUUGUUUGAGACGCUGCCUUCAGACAUCAGGGAGCAAAUGCAAGCAGAGUGACUGCUUUGCUCUAAUGCCAAAUGUUGUAAUCUGACUUCUUAAGAGACUCCAGGUGUUCCGUCCUAUAGUAUGUAUUGUGAUCUAUAUGGGUGAGUACUUACAAUUUCAUUUUUAAAGCUGGACUUGUGCUUAAUGGCCUUUUAAUGCAAAAAUAGAAAUAUCUAGGGAUAAACACCUUCUAAUGCCUUAUAUUGUAUAUUAUGAAAAAGAAGUCAAGUAAAAUAAAAAAAUUAAGACUCUAAAGUUUUUUUUUUUUAAUCUGUAAGUCAUAAAAAUAGACAACUUACGACAGGGAUUCAUUUAUAGACAGUGGGAUGCAGUUCCAAUGAAUGCUUUCACUACAUAUGACUGACAUUUGCUUUCAUAAUCCAUUAAGCUUUUACAGGUCAAGUACUGUAAUGUUUUGCACUGGAAAUAGUGAUAUUAGAAUUUGCACUGGAAACUUUAACAUUCCUUUUAUUUUACUUUUUGUUUAAUGUGUAUAUAAAACUUUGCAAGGAUUUGAAGUAUAUAUGAUAGGAAAACCUACAGUUCAUGUAAUCCCCCCCCCGCAUUUUACUUUAAUUAUAAACCUUUUGGAAAGCAGGAUCCUUAUGCAUGUGUUUCUCAGGUAGACUUAACAUGUUUUUCCUUGCAUCACUGUUUUAAGGUUAAACAAGUUUUACAGCUGUUGGUAGUAGAUCCUGGGCAGAUAAAGAGAACCACAUUGCAGUAUAUGGUACCAGCUUUAACUGUCAUAUAGCUUUUUUUAAAGGGUUCUUUAUCCUGCUGUGGUUUGCUUAGUUUAAACAAUUACUCUGAUUUGACUUCUCCAGUGCAAGACAGAAUCCAGAUGCAGAAGGGAUUUCUCUUACAUUAUCUUAGCCUUUUAUUGUACAAAAAUGUUUUCUCGUAAACCAACAAUGUACUAUAAUAGACAUUUUAAUCAUCAUAUUAGUCAAGAAGAGUAUUUGUCAAUCUUGUAUUGUACGCUGUAAUUGUUUCUAUUUCAUGCAAACUUAAGGAAAAAAGCUCUAGGAUUAUAUACAAACAAAUGCAUUUUAAGAAUGUAUUCUUUUAUAUUGUCCUUUAUGCAAAAAAUAAAUAGUCAACGAUCUCGCAAGGUGCACCAAGACAAAUCAGGUAGACUUUAAGUUUCCUAAGUAUUUUCUCUUAGCUACUCAGAGAUCUUAGAAGAGUGUCUUUAUGUCAUGUACAUGGUAAUUACAUUGUCUCUGAUCUGAUCUUGCCUUGGGAGAGGUGACUCAUCUGAUGUACUGAGAUCAGCAUGUGGCCUUUUCUACAGACUGCCAGUUACAUUGCCAUCAUAACAAACAAGUAUUGAAUCAGUGUUUCACGUGUAUUGUCUCGGAAUUCAUACACCUUAGAAGAAGGCGCUAUAAGAAGUUAAGACUGAAUACUUGAGCUAUGUAGAUCACCAGGCAUUUUUGUGUUUUUCGUGUUGUAUUUCAGUAAUAUUAUCUAUAUGAAUAGCUUUGGAUCAUGUGUAGGUUUUUUUUCCCUUUUUUUUUUUUAAACACAAGACCUGUCUUGGGUUUGGAAGGUUAGUUGCUGUUUUGGUCUUGUGUCUGCAUGUUAAAGGUCAUAAUGGCAUGAAUGCCAAAGUGCAAAUCUAUGCAUAAAAUGAAGGAUGUAGAUUCUUGCCAUUAGAUAUAGGUGCUGACAUAAUGCAGUACACCCAUAUGCCUUAUUUUUUUCUGUUUUGUAUCAUUUGCAUUCUACCAAAGUGUUUAUAAUUUGUAAAACGGUAUAAAUAAAAUGCAUUUUUUUUUGUC